GGUACUAGCCAGGUAACCUUUUUGCCAACUCAGUUAGGGCUAGAGGUGCCACUAUGUCAGCUCCAGCAAUUUCAUCUAGUCCCAUCCCAUCUGGGGGAAAAGUCUGCACAUCAUUUCCAGAGAUCCUGAUGUUAGGUGAAUUUGUUUUUGGUGGCCUGGUUUGGAUCCUUGUGGCUUCUGCUCGAGUUGAAUUUGCGGCUGAUCAAGGCUGGGUGAUGUUUGUUUCAGUUUUCUGCUUCGUGAUCACUACGUUGCUGCUCAUCCUCUACACAGCUGGAGUUCAGAACAGUUCAUCUGCUUGGAUGGCAGUGGAUGUCUUCUACCACUUCAUCUCGGCCGUGUUUUAUUUAAGUAUCGCAGUUCUGGAAGCCAGUGACACGAGGUUCGUUUUAAUAAACAGGAAUCAAAAGAAUUUCAGAAUCAACAUUGCUGCCACAGUCUUUGCAUUUGUGGCCACCUUACUGUAUACGAUACAUGGGAUAUUGUCAAUACUGAGAUGGAAGUCUUCCUCAUGAACAUCAGAAAACAAGCAGGAAGUGUCGACACUUUUACCAGAGGAUCCUUGUCCCUUCUUGAACUUGCUGAUUGCUCUUUCUUUAGCACUGUUUCGCAAAACUGAUUUAUAACCAGGCAAAGUGAAAAAUCGCACAACAUCAGCUUAUAGUCCAGGGGGUAUGUUUGGAAGCAUUAGCUUUCAAAGCGCUGCUCCUUCAUCAGGUGGUUGUCAGGUUGUAGUGCUCCGAAAGUUAGUGCUUCCAAAUAAACCCCCUGGACUAUAAUCUGCUGUUGUGUGAUUUUUUAACUUUGUACACCCCAGUCCAACACCGGCAUCUCCAAAUCAUAUAACCAGGCAGGUACGCAAUGGAACUCAUGAGAAACGGAAUGUAUUUAAUAUUUAAGGAUUGAGAAGAUCAAAAGUUCCAUAACAUGUUGGAAAUCUGUAGCUCUGGCUAAGUCAAUCUCAAAACUGCUGCUAUUUGGUUUUUAUUGGUGCAGGGUAAUUUAAAACUGUCAAAAAACAUUGGGUUGACCGAUUUAAGAUGCAGAUACAGGUGGUCAAUGAUCUAAUUGAAGGUGGAGGAGCUGAGAUUCUGUUCAUAUAUUUCAUAUCCCAAGGACAGCUUGUGUUUUGUUAAUGUUCCCCUUGCUGAGUCAGGUCCUUCCAAGCCGCUUUCAAGCCAGUUAGAAGGCUCUGGUAAAUUUUUGGGUGAACUUCUCUUGCGUUUAGAAUUCCUGAUGAAUGGACGAUCUCGUAACCAAGAUGUUUUAGUCCUGAAACUUUAGGGUGGAAAUUUUGUGGAUAUCAUGACCAGGGUAAAGAAAAUGUGGUAGAUGAGAUCCCAAGCCCAGAAAGGAGCCUGUCUGAUUUUUUGCUGAUUGAUUUGAAUGGAUGACCACAUGAUUUCCAUGAAAUUUUGCUCCAUGAUUAAACGAGGAAACCCUCAUGUAAUUCAUCCAGAAUGGUCUUUGUAUCUGAGCGUCACACCCAGACAGAAAAGUCUAGUCACAUAUUUUGAAUCUUUACUGUUACAAGCUUAUUGUACUAAUUCUGAUUUUCCAUUACAUGACAA
Molecule: messenger RNA, 1571 nt
Organism: Hemiscyllium ocellatum (epaulette shark)
Lineage: Eukaryota; Metazoa; Chordata; Chondrichthyes; Orectolobiformes; Hemiscylliidae
Product: myelin and lymphocyte protein-like
Exons: 4
Coding region: 54-515 (153 amino acids)
Biological process (GO): myelination
Cellular component (GO): membrane
Molecular function (GO): structural constituent of myelin sheath
Source: RefSeq, a predicted model, not a curated record